Scleropages formosus (Asian bonytongue) is the source of this 3127-nucleotide messenger RNA. RefSeq names its product leucine-rich repeat neuronal protein 3-like. NCBI's taxonomy places the organism in Eukaryota, Metazoa, Chordata, Actinopteri, Osteoglossiformes, Osteoglossidae. The transcript is spliced from 2 exons. Gene Ontology annotation, molecular function: protein binding. The record is from RefSeq and is a predicted model, not a curated record. Bases 580 to 2700 code for a protein of 706 amino acids.
CUGAGCGAUGCGCCACUAACCGCCGUGGAAGAAAGGAGGUGGACGCGGUGGACGGCGUGUGCGGACGCACAGACAGAGCUGUGUGCUGCAACUGCUGCCAGGAAACGAGGGAUGUGCUUCCAUGAAUGUCGUGGAUGGUGCAGACGGGCGCGCGGGAGCUGCGUGCUAGCGAUUCCGCGCGGCGGGGAUCAAAGGAGCAGCGUCCGCUCGCCGUGCCGGAGACAGGACGUCCUCCCUCCGUUCUGAUGGAGAGUAGACAGAAGACAGAAGCCAAUGUAAUACAUCCCCCGAAGACGUCCUUCCACACUCAGCCCACCCAUGCUGCCGGUACCUCUGCUCCCCGAAGGUUGUUCUCACCUUCUCGUGUUUAGCGUGCAUGACAACCUCACGUGAGGGGGUUAAGGAGUCUCUUCCUUUCGCCAAGGACGGCAGCACCGUGUCUAGCCACACCGAGUGAUACGGCUAUCAGCAGGAAAUCCUUAUGGUUUCGUCCUGGUAACAAUCUUCCGUAUGUACCGUGAAUACUGCUAAACGCUGACUUUGUACAGUUGAAUUACAAGCUGGGGGAAACGGGCCAACAUGAAGGAUAUGUUACUCAUGGUUCAUUUUACUGUCGGGCUUGCGAUGACUGCUCGUAUUCUUGCCGUGGAGGAAAAAGACAGUUGCCCUCAGUCAUGUGUGUGUGAAAUCAGACCCUGGUUCUCCCCAAGCUCUGUUUACACUGAACUCCCAACUGUUGACUGUAAUGAUCUUGGACUCUUUCUUCUACCAGAAAGAUUACCUGCCAACACCCAGGUGUUACUGUUACAGACUAACAAUAUUGCCAAGAUCGGGAGUCCCUUAGAUUACCUGGCCAAUAUCAGUGAGAUAGAUGUUUCUCAGAACAAUCUCUCCUCCAUGGACGAUAUAAACCUCGGGCAUCUGCAGAGCCUUUUGUCACUGCACAUGGAGGAGAACUGGGUCCAGACCUUACCCAAUGGCUGCCUCGCUGAACUGGCUAAUCUCCAGGAACUGUACAUCAACCACAAUCUGAUCUCCUUCAUUGCACCAGGGGCAUUUAUGGGGCUGGAAAACCUGCUGAGGCUCCAUCUCAAUUCCAACCGGUUGAAAGCUAUCAGCAGCCGGUGGUUCGAAGCCACGCCACGGCUCGAGAUCCUGAUGAUUGGAGAGAACCCGGUCGUCAGAAUCGAAGACCUGAAUUUCAGGCCACUCUCCAAUCUUCGCAGUCUGGUCCUGGCCAGAAUGAACCUGACUGAAAUACCUGAUGAUGCGCUGGUCGGCCUUGAGCGGCUGGAAAGCAUCUCCUUUUAUGACAACACGUUUGUUAAAGUGCCACAUGUCGCCCUGAAGAAGCUGCUUAGUCUCAAGUUUUUGGACCUCAACAAGAACCCAAUUCAGAGGAUACAAAGGGGGGAUUUUGUGGACCUGCUCCAUUUGAAAGAGUUAGGAAUAAACAGCAUGCCUGAACUGGUGUCCAUCGACAGUUUUGCCUUGAGCAACCUGCCCGAACUGACCAAAAUAGAGGCGACGAACAACCCCAAGCUGUCCUACAUCCACCCCAAUGCCUUCUACAAGCUGCCUCGUCUGGAGACGCUAAUGGUGAACGGCAACGCCCUGAGCGCCUUGCAUCGCAUCACGGUGGAGUCCCUGCCCAGUCUCCGUGAGGUGAGCAUGCACAGCAACCCCAUCCGCUGCGAUUGCGUGAUCCGCUGGAUGAACAUGAACAAGACCGGCGUCCGCUUCAUGGAGCCCGACUCCCUGUUUUGCGUGGAACCGCCCGAACUGGAGGGCAGGCGAGUACGGCAGGUUCACGCUCGGGAGAUGACGGAGAUCUGUCUACCGCUAAUCUCGCCCGAGAGCCUUCCGACGCUGGUCCGCGUUCAGAAUGGGAGCUCGCUUUCCCUGCACUGCCGGGCGUUUGCGGAGCCGGAGCCCGACAUCUACUGGGUCACACCUUCGGGUGACCGUAUCCUACCGAACAGCAUCUCCAAGAAGUUCCACAUGCACCCGGAAGGCACGUUGGAUCUCUACGACAUCACAGAGCACGAGGCUGGAUUGUACACCUGCGUGGCGCAUAAUCUUGUUGGCGCAGACCUCAAAUCGGUCUCUCUGGAGGUCGAUGGCUACUUUCCACAGCCUGCAAAUGUGUCUCUGAUCAUAAACGUUGAGGCGGUGCUGCCGAACUCUGUCGUUCUGUCCUGGAAGGCUUCUUUCAGCAGUCUAUCAGCAAACAUUAAGUGGUCCGCAACUGGAAGUCGAGAAAAACCCGCACCAGUGUUCGCCGCAAGGGUCCCGUCCGAUGUAAAGGUGUAUAAUUUGACACAUUUAGAGUCGUCCACCCAGUACCAAGUGUGUGUGAACAUUCCUAGCGCUCACCGUAAGCAGAGCGGGAAAUGUAUUAAUGUCACCACAAAGGCAUUAGAGCUAGCGGCAAGCAACACAAAGCAGCGGGAUGUGGUUGCGAUCGCAGUGUUUGCCGUCCUUCUGGCUGCCGCGUCCGUCACCUGUUCGCUCGUUUACGUCUCGCUGAGGAAGCAUCGCGCGUUUGGAGAGUUACGGAAGUCUGAGUCGCUGGCCUCGCUGAGUCCCGUGGCUGGACUGCCGUCCCCCCUCUUAAAGUUCUGGGUGACCGGUAGGGGAACGCCCAGUGCGGCUCAAGUGAAAACGACGGUUUUGGACGUAUCCAGCAACUCCUUGUAAGACGUAACUUUCUCUUGUGUCGGUGGAUUUCUGUGGAAAGAGAAGGGGUAAGGCAACAGGACGAAGCACAGGGAACAAGUGACUGAUGCAUCGCUUGCCUCGAUACAGACAUUCUGGAACGGCGCAAAGUGCGUCCGGCGGGUCCACGGCGGCCAGUAUCUGUGCUGAGGUGGUUUGCAGCAAGCGUAUCGGCGAGCGUCACAGGGAUCAUCAGUUCAAUACACAGCGCCAUAUUGGUGGAUAUGGGCCCUUCUCCAAUACAAACGAAAUAAAGAGGAGAGUGUUGUCUCUGUUAUUGGCUGUUACAUAUGUAAAGAGUAGUGGAACUAUCCUUGUGGUCCCAAGCAAUACCUUCUGUGCUGUAUUACAUACAUAGGCAAGUUAGAGAUGCCACAUGUGAUGUUUAUAAUGGAGAAAAUCUCGUAGA